GACGAGGAUGAUGAAGAAGACGAGACGGUCAAAGCUCUGGGUAUCGGUGAUUGGACCAGUGGGAUUAUAACGCCAGGUGGAGGCAAAAUCUACCAGAAUUACAAAGCGCCUGGGCCGAUUACCACAACCAAAGGAGCACUGGCCUCAUCGUCAAAAAUAGGAGCCCAUACAACGUCG
This is a messenger RNA of Amoebophrya sp. A25, 177 nucleotides long. Lineage: Eukaryota; Dinophyceae; Syndiniales; Amoebophryaceae. The record is from the annotation of a GenBank genome assembly.